GUGAUAAUCUGUGAUCCUUGACACAGAUUACGGAUCUGUGAUCAGUGGUCAUAUGAUAUUGAUGGAUUAGAAUAAAUGAAAAUUCUGAGUACAUUUUCCAACUCCUAAAACGCAAAAUGUUGAUACAUUCGGUAUUCGUAGCUGCACUCUUAAUUGGAGCCCAUUCAGAUGGAGAAUUUUCUAUCUUGAAUUAUCCAAAAAGCGUAUCGUUCAAAGGACACGACCAUCUGAAGGAAAGUAACUUGAAAGAAGUGUACUUUGCCACAUUGGGUUUCUCAAAUUCCCAGUUUUCCAACUGGAAAGGCUUGUACAUCAACGAUCCUUUCAAUUUAGCCGAAGGUAUUGCUACUGUUGUUGUAGAGGGUAUGCCCUCAAUCGAUCAACCUAAAGGACAUCAUUUCCCCUUGAAAACUGAUACUGAGGAUGAUUCAAUUUUUUCUACUCUCAAAGAUGGUAUCAACUUGAGGUAUCCCGACACUGCGACCCAGAUUGUUCAUGUUGAUCUGGCUAAUAAUCUUGAGGAUCAGUCGGACAACAAUUUAUUCAAGGAUAUUAAAAUUGAGAAACCAAAUAAAAAUACGUAUUUGAAGAACGAAGCGGAAAAUAGGGAGUUUUUGAAGGAUAUCGAUCUCUUGAACGCUAUCGCUGAAAAGGUUCACAGCAACAUCAAGUCUGAUGGAAUCCCAGAUCUCUUUUGGUUUAAAUUAUCUAGUCUGCAUCCGGUUGUCGAUUUAUACGGGGAAAAUUCUACGGAAGUGAAAGAAGCUAAACAUUUGUUGAAUGAAGCUGUUUUGAGACUUAACGAAGCAUUUAGGAAAGCUUAUAAUGGAGCAGUAUUAUUCUCUGUGAUCACCAGCGAUGCGAGCCAUACUAGGAAGACGAGAAGUAUUCUUGCUACUGGUAAAGAUCGUCAACUUAACCUCGCCUCAGAGUACUCGGAGGACUUUCCUGUGAUUUUCAACAUAGUCUUGUGGCUCUGCGUCGUUCUAGGGUUUUCCCUGCUCGCUAUCUCUCUUGUUAUUGGUAACAUGGAUCCAGGAAGGGAUUCCAUUAUUUAUCGUAUGACAAAUCCGAGAAUGAAAAAAGAUAAUUGAAGUAUUAAAAUUGGUUUUCUCAAAGUUAAUAUCGACAAAUAGUCUGUCGAUUCAAUUAUUAAUUUUGUGAAUUUUUUUUAAACAUUCACGAAAACGAGAAAUUUCGGAAUUUGUAAGGUGCGAUUUCGAAAAAAAUGUGUAUAGUAGUUAAUUAUAUUUGCGUUAAUUUUACCAUUCCAAUGUUGUUUAAUUUGUUGAGUGUAUAGUGAAAAGUGUAUGUGUGGAUGUACUAAGCUGCAAAUACAUAUUUAAAGAUUUAAA
This is a messenger RNA of Coccinella septempunctata (seven-spotted ladybird), 1355 nucleotides long. It is a transcript of the gene ATP6AP2, whose product is annotated as ATPase H(+)-transporting accessory protein 2. Gene Ontology annotation, molecular function: signaling receptor activity. Gene Ontology annotation, biological process: positive regulation of Wnt signaling pathway. Gene Ontology annotation, cellular component: external side of plasma membrane; membrane. NCBI's taxonomy places the organism in Eukaryota, Metazoa, Arthropoda, Insecta, Coleoptera, Coccinellidae. The record is from RefSeq and is a predicted model, not a curated record. Bases 117 to 1094 code for a protein of 325 amino acids. The transcript is spliced from 5 exons.